CCUUUUGGCUAGAAUGGCUCGAAUUUCGGGUCAAAAGGUAUUCAUGAAUCCAAUUAGACUGCAUUGCUGCCUUCUUGCGGAAGCCAGGAGAGUCUUGUUGGCAGAGUUGAGAGGGUGCCUUGAGCUUUAAAAAUGUUCAGCAGGUGGUGGCGAAGUUGUUGGGCGUGUUCUGCUGGAUGAGUGGUUGAGGCUGAGUCUACAGCCCACGAGGCUGGGAAGGAGUGGAUGUUGAGUGGUCCUGAACACCACUGCCACAACUUAAUAAGCAACCUCCCCCCCUUUGUAGGAUUUCCCCUCCCAUCAGACACAACACAUCCACAAGCCACAUCAAAACCAAGCCAAACCCAAACCAAACCAAACUCAAACAUCAUCAACAUCGAAGCAUAUCAUCCACCAUCCUGGCUGCCUACAUCCAGAUAUCCCAGACACCCAUCACUCAUCACCACUCUACCGCCUUCAGUUCACUUGGAUCCCAGAGCCAGCCAACUCGCCUCAGAUGCCCCCCAAGAAACUCAAGCCCUCCUCAACCGACUCGCCCUGGCUCAGGUGUCCCAGAUCACCUUGUCUCGUCUCCUACCACCCUAGGAACGCCCGCCAACAUCUAGCCACCUGUCGAUACUUCUCUUGUGUCAACGAGCCUUGCAACUUCCUAGGCACUUCCAAGCAGGUCAAUAACCACGAAUCGAGCUGUCCCUACGCUCUUCGCUCUGAGGAAAUCGGCACCACUGAUCCCUUGUCAGAUUCGCCCUCCGAAGUCCUAGACAUCCUCACAUCUCCCACCCGUGUGAACAGCUAUCCUACCGAGCCUUCGAGCGGCGUCUCCCCGGCCUCCUCACACAAGAAAACCGGCUCAAACCGACAGCGUAUCUUCCAGUCCGAGAGCCCGAGUUUAUGUGAUGGAAGCCCCGUCCAAGGCUCAUCCAAGCUCUCCAAAACCAAGCGCACUAUCCCCAGCGACUCCGCGAUCACCACUCGCCUUCGUGGCCGGCCUGCCGAACGACGCUCCACGCUCGACCCCUACGACCCAUCUGCCAAGCGGAUCUUCUCACUACCAGACGAGGCGAUCCAUCCAGUGCUCAAGCCGGCCCCUCCGCGUCCCUUGAAAUGCUCCUCGCCCGUGCCCCCUCCGCCCACCCGACGCCUGGCCACAUAUGAGCUCCAGCGGUACCGUCCCGAGACGCGCUCGCUUCGUGCCCGACCAUCAUCGACGGACACCAAGCCCUCGCCACAGGACGAGGAACACCUGGGGCUCUCGGAAGCACUAGCCCACAAGACCGCCCAGCUGGAUGCACUCAAGGACUGCUACAGCACCCUCGUCAAAUCCUUCGACGACAUUGCCUACUCGAUCUCCCAGAACAAGGCGGCCCACGAGCUCCAGGAAGAGCUGGGCCGAGUACCGUUGGACGACUUCGACCGAGUGCUCGACGAGCUUGCUGUAGACAACGUUCCCGAGCGGGCCUUCCUGGAUGACAUUGUGCCGGCGAAUGACGAGUUCAAACACGAUGAGGAUGAUUUUGGGCCGGCGGAGGAGAUGGGAGGGGACAAAGAGAACGCCAGACGCUCGGCAACCCUUCGUCCCAACAGUCCCGCCCACUCCUCAUCGGCGGGCUACGAUCCACACGAAGUACUGACAACAGACGAGCUUGCGGAUCAAGUCCGCCUGAAGAUCGCCGGCUCCGAGUCGAAAUCCUCGCCCUUGGCAGACAGUCCAAGUAACGUCUUUGGCCGCAAACGCAAGCGUCCUCUCUCCCAGUCCACCAUCCCCCCAUUCCAUCCCUCUUCCUCCCCCUCCUCCUCUCAUCCCACCCGCUUCAUCCAUAAACUCGCAGAUACUACCCUCGACCUCGGCGACGAAAUCCAGCCCGGCUUGCCCUCCUGUUGUAACUUCAAUAAACUCAUCCAGGCCGCUAGGGAUCGCAUCCAAACUCGCCUCGAACUCCGUAACUCCCGCCUCAACUCCUCCUCUUCUCCCUCUUCUUAAAGCCCUCUUCUUAUUCCUGCUUCUGUUGUGAAGCUUUCGGUUUUAUAUUUAUAUUUGAGAUAUAUCUAUAUAUGUGUUUGUGUUUGUGUUCAUCCCCUCCCUUACAAGUUCUCCCCUUUGGUUUUGUUUUGAACAACAAAACUUCCUUCUUUCUACCCCCCCCCCCCUCUCCCUAAAAAAAUGGAUCACGAAGAACGGAUCACGUACUAAGAAAUGAAAGAAAACAUAUGCCAUUUAGUUUGUAUGUUGUUAGAGACAUUGUCCAAAUCAUGCAUCAAACACUUCAUGUGGAGCAAACCAUGUUCAAAGAUUUUGC
Messenger RNA from Puccinia graminis f. sp. tritici CRL 75-36-700-3, 2297 nucleotides. RefSeq lists its product as uncharacterized. The transcript is spliced from 4 exons. Lineage: Eukaryota; Fungi; Basidiomycota; Pucciniomycetes; Pucciniales; Pucciniaceae. The coding region runs from base 497 to 1981 and encodes 494 amino acids. The record is from RefSeq and is a predicted model, not a curated record.